Molecule: messenger RNA, 741 nt
Organism: Penicillium salamii
Lineage: Eukaryota; Fungi; Ascomycota; Eurotiomycetes; Eurotiales; Aspergillaceae
Source: the annotation of a GenBank genome assembly
AUGGUUGGCCCAACUGCAUCUCUCUCGAUCCUACAGCGCGCCGAUGGCUCUGCGACAUAUAAAUGCCCUGCUACGGGCUACAGCAUCUUGAGCGCUGUUAACGGACCAGUUGAGCUCCCAGGCCGUCGCGACGCAUUGAAGCCGGAGGACGCCACGGUGGAGGUCUUUGUCAAGCCUGGUACCACUACCGGUGGUGUAGGAGAACGAGCCAUCGAAACUACUCUGAAAUCUGUGCUGGGAGAUAUUGUGCUCGGGCGAGAGAAAGGAUUUCCUCGCCGCGGCGUGGUCCUGACCUUGAACAUUGUUGGAGGAGAGAAUGUGGAACGUGGUGAUUCUUACCUUACCCUCCUUCCAGCUCUCCUGCAUGCCGGCCUACUCGCCAUGAUUUCCGCCUCGAUUCCCCUAUCCAUGACCCUCUCCGCUGUGCUCCUCGGUGUAACCACCUCCGGCGAAAUCGUACAAAACCCCUCUCCAGCCGCCGCCAAGUCUGCUGUGUCCCUUCAUGUCCUGGCUAUCUCUUCCAAGGACCAUCUUCUGCUGAACGAAAGCCGGGGCCGAUUCGACUUCGAUACCUGGGAGCUCAUUCGAGCACGGGCGCUUUCCAUUUGCCAGGGCGCAGCUAACGAUGGUGAUGUUGCCAUGGGCGAAGGAACGAAUACUGCCAGCGUCAAUGGUUUCAUUCGCGAGACUGCCGAGGACCAGAUCUACAGCGCCUACGCCCACAAGUUAGACUCGAUCUGA